AUGAGCAGACUGGGCUCAUGGUUCCGCUCGUCGGCCAAGGGGAGCAGCAAUGCAAGCCCGGCCUCGUCGUCGGUCAACCUCUCCUCCAAGGAGCUGACCGCCAAGGAAAUGGCCGAUAUCGAGGAUGCGAUGACGGCCGCGGCCUUCAUUAUGAACGACGACAUUGAUGGCGCCGAAGAGCGUCUGCGCAAGGGCGACUCGGCCUUUCACCAGCUGGGCUUGUCGAUGACGACAUUUCUCCGCUCCGUCCUGGGCUUUGAGAAGGAGGUCAUGAACGAGGCCUCAAAACGGCUGGCCGACACCGAGGCCAAGGCGUGGGCGGACUACAAGAAGGCCGAACGUGAGGGACACGCCACGAGCAGCAGGAUUUACCCGGCAGGGACCGAGUUCCUGCUCAUCCACGCCGAGUCGCAGCUCAUGGCGGCCGUCGUGGCCGUUCUCCACGAAAGUCUGACCGAGGCCCUCAAGGGCUUCUACAAGCUGCGCAAGGCGUUUGUCACGCUCGACGGCAUCAUGAUGCAGGAGGCCAAGGCGUUGGAGAAGGACAAGGGGAAGGCGGACCCGCCCCCGCUGCGGCAACGGCUGAGCGAGGAGAAGAUGCCCGGCAGCUUUGACGACGAAGAGUUUGUCGACCUGGACCGCAACGACGACAGCGACGCCGAGUUCGUCGACGCCAGCGAGGUGCCCAAGUCGGGGUCCGAGACGCCGGCGGACAAGAAGGCGAACGGCUCGGCGCCGGAGACGGCGGCUCAGGAGCUGGCCGCGCUGGACCUGAACUCGGGCACGUCGACGCCCGCCUCGGGCGACGCGAAGCUGGCGCCCCUGCAGGUGUCGUCGCAGAUGGCCGAGGACUCGGACGCCGAUCCCGGUGUUUUCUCCAACCCCGUGGACGCCUUCAUCCACAGCGGCGCCAACAUGUGCUUUGGCAUGCUCCUCUUCAUGCUCAGCAUGGUCCCGCCCGCCUUCUCCCGCCUGCUGUACGUCGUCGGCUUCCGUGGUGACCGCGAGCGCGGCGUGCGCAUGCUGUGGAAGAGCACCGAGUUCGACAACCUCAACGGCGCCGUUUCGGGCCUCAUCCUCCUCGGCUACUACAACGGCCUUAUGGGCCAGGCGGACAUUACGCCGGCCGAGCGGGACUUUGACGCCGACGCCGAGAUGGUCGGGUACCCGGCCAAGAAGUGCGAGGCGCUGCUGGCGUCGAUGCGGACGCGGUACCCGGACUCGCGCCUGUGGCGCGUCGAGGAGUCCCGCGUCAUGGCGCAGCAGCGCCGGCUCGCCGACGCGAUUCAGCUGCUCACGACGGGCCAGGAGUCCAAGAUGCGCCAGGUGACGGCGCUCAACUGCUUCGAGCUGGGGCUCGCCGCCAUGUCGCACCAGGACUGGGAGCUGAUGCAGAAGACGUUCCUGCGCUGCCUCGAGCUCAACGACUGGAGCCACACGCUGUACUACUACAUGGCCGGGUGCGCGGAGCUCGAGCUCUACCGCGACGCGUUCCACGCCGCGAACAAGGACGAGGACGAGAUGCGCCGGCGGAAGAAGAAGGCCGAGGAGCUGUUCCGCAAGGCGCCCACGGUGGCCGGGCGCAAAAAGUUCAUGGCGCGCCAGCUGCCGUUCGACACCUUCAUCACGCGCAAGAUCCAGAAGUGGGAGGAGCGCGCCAAGGAGUUCAAGGUCGACCUGGCGGACGCCGUGGCCGUCAGCCCCGCGCAGGAGAUGGUCAACCUGUGGAACGGCACCAAGAGGAUGAACGACGAGGAGCUGCACCAGUCGGCCAGGAGCCUGGGCUGGGAGCGGUGCACCCUGCCGGCCGAGGUGCUGGACAAGGCUUCCAUCCGGUCCAUCAGCCUGGCGGCCAUCUUCAGGACCCUCGGACGGUUCGAGGAGGCAAGGACCAUUCUCCAGACUGAGGUCUUGAACGCAGACAGAGCCGCAUUCAAGGGCCCCACAAAGGACGAGUACACGAUGCCCAUGGCGCACUACGAGAUGGCGGCCGUGGCCUGGUUCGAGGGGUGCCAGCCGGAGAAGCGCACGGCGACGGCGGACGAGCCGACGGACGCCGAGGGCCAGGCCAAGGCCGUGGCGGACUACCGCAAGAAGAAGACGGCCGAGUGCCAGGAGUGGCUCGACAAGGUCGUCGCGUGGGAGGCCUUCGUCUUCGACGCCAGGCUGGGCAUGCGCGUGCAGGCGGCGCUGGAGACGCUCAAGUGGUUCAAGCGGAAGAACGCAUGGGCAUAG
This is a messenger RNA of Colletotrichum spaethianum, 2235 nucleotides long. Its product is annotated as inclusion body clearance protein IML2. The transcript is spliced from 3 exons. Gene Ontology annotation, cellular component: nucleus; cytosol; mitochondrial outer membrane. The coding region runs from base 1 to 2235 and encodes 744 amino acids. The record is from RefSeq and is a predicted model, not a curated record. NCBI's taxonomy places the organism in Eukaryota, Fungi, Ascomycota, Sordariomycetes, Glomerellales, Glomerellaceae.